Spinacia oleracea (spinach) is the source of this 706-nucleotide messenger RNA. RefSeq lists its product as uncharacterized. The record is from RefSeq and is a predicted model, not a curated record. Lineage: Eukaryota; Viridiplantae; Streptophyta; Magnoliopsida; Caryophyllales; Amaranthaceae. The transcript is spliced from 2 exons. The coding region runs from base 40 to 432 and encodes 130 amino acids.
UUAGGUUAAUUCCUUGACAAAAAGUUCAGCUAUUUCCCCAUGUUUCUGCCCCUGCUUCUUCCCCCACCACCCACCUCAAAAGCGCCACCGUCGUUCCAUCCUUUCCUCUCCAGCAACAAUAUUUUCUCCUCUCCAGAAGCCAGGUCGGCGACUCACCUACUGCUGGAAACCACCACUGCAACCACCUCCUAUCCUCUCAUGGGAAAAGAAUCGCGCACACCGCCACCAUCACUUGCUCGCCUCUUGCUGGACACUGCUAAGAGCUUUCAUUUCAUUCCUAUUGAAUUAGCUGGUUUGUACAAGAAAGUCUUACAUCUCGUGGAUUAUUUUGGACAAUAUCGACAACUUCUUGAUAGUGAGGUGUUUAGUGUCUCCUUCUAUCUCAUGUGUUUGGGAACUCUCCCUUUAUUGCUCUUAUAUUUAACUAUUUGAUAAUGCAUGGUCUUUGUAAUUUACCUUGCUGAUGAGAAGACAAUACUACCAUUGUUCAUUGCCUUUCACACCGAUCUAUUCAAGAUCUCGGUCUGGUAGUUAUACCAGAGUUACUUUAAGAAGUUAUCUUUAGGGCAUGUUUGGCCAAGGUUCUACAAAACUAUUUUUUUCUUCUUAGAAAUAGUUCUCUAGAAACUGUUUCUAGAGAAAUUUUGAAGUGUUUGUCCUUACCAUUUUACAAGCACUUCUAAGAAAUAGAAACGGUAUCACAAUG